Myotis myotis is the source of this 689-nucleotide messenger RNA. It is a transcript of the gene PEX39, whose product is annotated as chromosome unknown C6orf226 homolog. Lineage: Eukaryota; Metazoa; Chordata; Mammalia; Chiroptera; Vespertilionidae. The record is from RefSeq and is a predicted model, not a curated record.
UGAGCAGAGCCGGUCAUGGUUCUCAAGUGCUCCCCCUGCCUGGGCGGUUGGUAUGGCCUGUGGCCCCUGCGAGGUGGUUGCACCCAUCCUUCCCGGAAAUGUUUGCCUCCCACACGCCGGUCCGCUGGGCUGUCGGACAUGGACGCGCCAGGCAGUGCGAGCUGGUCAGGCCGAGCCCCCGCGCCCGCGGAGUCAGCCCCGGCCUCGGUGACCCUGGCGCAGCUCCUGCAGCUGGUGCAGCAGGGCCGGGAGCUCCCCGGCCUGGAAAAGCGCCAGAUCGCCGCGACCCAUGGCGAACCCACGGCGUCCCGGCUCCCGCGGAGGCCCAAGCCCUGGGAGGCCACCGGCUCGGCCGAGGCCCCGGCGCCGCCGCCCUAGACCCGGGCCACAGGCACGCGGACCCUCGGGUAGGGAAGGAGGGAACACCUGGGGGAGCCCGGCUCGGCGGACCGAGGACCACGUCUUCCUAAGGGGCCGUCGUGGGUUCCCGAGGCUCGAGAUCCUUUGCAGCUACGAGAUCUGGAGGGGACUGUCCCGCAUAAACUCGGACUGAAAACUGGGUACUGACCAGUUACUCGUCUUUUGUGCUUCCGCCCUGACCUGUCUCAGCUGGACUUAAGCCUCCUGGGAGCGCCAUGGGGUUGUUUUGUGUCCGUAUUUCAAUAAACAAAUUUCAAAAAGCCCUUCAA